Molecule: messenger RNA, 1572 nt
Organism: Spizellomyces punctatus DAOM BR117
Lineage: Eukaryota; Fungi; Chytridiomycota; Chytridiomycetes; Spizellomycetales; Spizellomycetaceae
Exons: 1
Coding region: 104-1441 (445 amino acids)
Molecular function (GO): FAD binding
Source: RefSeq, a predicted model, not a curated record
UCCUCAGCGAAUUGAAGAUGAGUCAAGGUCAAUUGACCGAUUAUUUGAGAGAAGCCCGUCUCGUCAAAACUACCUUUCCCCCGUUCACUUUGGUUGCAGAAUAAUGGCUUCAAAACUUGAGGAUUUAAAAUCCCUGCUGCCAGGCACGUCCAUCGUUGAGCCUUCACAAGGCGGGGCAUACGACAAGGCCAGAAAGGACACUUUUAAUCAUGACCUUGACGCUUUUCCCUUGGCCAUCGUUUACGUUCGGAAUAACAAGGAUGUCAUUGAAUGUGUCAAGUGGGCCUCGUCAAACCAAAUACCCGUUACAGUUGCAGGCGGUCGGCACUCGAUGCGAUGCUACAAAAAUGAUCACUUGGCCAUCGAUCUAAGGCAUAUGGACGCCGUCAUUGUUGACGCUGUGAACAGAACUGUUGCCGUGCAAGGAGGCGCGAAACUUGGCCAAGUUGAUCGCGAAUGCUCGCUCUUUGGCAUGCAUGCACCGUUUGGGACUGACCCUGACACUGGUGUUGGAGGCCUAACUUUGGGCGGCGGAUGGGGUUACUUGUCUCGGCAAUAUGGACUCUCAAUAGAUGGGAUCGUGUCCAUGGACGUUGUCACUUCGAAAGGAGAGCUGAUUACGACUUCCGCAGCUGUUCAUCCAGACCUUUUCUUUGCUAUGCGUGGUGCAGGAGGAUAUUUCGGGGUAUGCACGCUGUUUCGUUUCCGUCUCUAUCCGGUCCCAGCAACACUCUCUGGGAUGGCCCUCUACGGUUUUAAUGAACCGAAAUCUCUCACCAAAUCGUACGUCGCGGCCAUGACAAGCGCAACUCGUCAUGUUAGUGGCGCUCUUGUUCUUGGGUUCGUUCCGGAUGCCGAUAAGAUUCGGAGACCUUCUGCAACCGUCAUUCUAUCCUACGUUGGCCCGUCGGUUGACAAAGGAACACUAGCCAUAGAGCCGUUCAAGAACCUCGCUGGUUCCGCGCCACUGAUGAGCAGCGUCCGCCAAUCUACCUAUGUCGAGCUUCAAUCCAUGCUGGGAGAUAUACACUCUCCAAAUAUCGGAAUGCACGACAAGCACCUGUUCCUGGCGGACAUCAACGACGAAAUUAUCGACACUUGCUUGGAUAUGCUAUCCACCCUACCGCAACCGACCGGUUUUGUCGCCAUCUUUCCAUUUGAUGGUGCGAUUCAAGAUGUGCCAUCUGGCGAUACCGCCUUUUCUCAUCGCGACAGCAACUGGUGGCUUAUUUACGGAAUUGAGUGGACGGAAAUCAGUCAGAAAGAACCAUGCAUCCAAUGGGUCCAAGCGGGUGCCGAACGAUUGAAGAGGUAUUCCCAGGGAGAAUAUACCAACCAGUCGCAUCACAAGAGCGCAGAAGCUCUCUGGGGUUCCAAUUUGGAUAGACUUCGGAAAUGUAAAGAAAUCUGGGAUCAUGGCAAUAUGUUUGGCAAGAUCUAGAUCGUGAUAUGUAGUUGGGCAUGAAGAUGCGCAUAUGCUCGUGGCUCUCUUGGGUUAGAGAUGAUAUAUCUUGGACGCCAGUCCGUACCAUACAUUGAAUAUAUAAUAUGCCCACAUCCACUCAUUCUGGU